AUGGUUGAGGAUACCCGCACUUUAAGGAAGUUGGCUGCUCCCAACUUGACACAGCAGCCUUUAUGCAUUAACUUUCCAACACUCAAUAACACUAUUGCUUUUGAACUGAAAUAUGGCUUAAUUUAUUUAUUGCCUUCUUUUCAUGGACUUGCAAGUGAAGAACCUCACAAACACUUGCAAGAGGUCGACGUGGUGUGCUCCAGCAUGAAACCACCAGGUGUUACUGACGAACAAAUCAAACUCAGAGCCUUCCUAUUCUCGCUCAAAGAUGCUUCAAAGGAUUGGCUCUACUAUCUCCCACCUGGAAGCAUUGACACGUGGAAUGACAUGAAAAAGAAAUUUUUGGAGAAGAACAUCAUCGAUGUUGCAAGUGGUGGAUCUCUAGUAAAUAAGAUGCCAGCACAAGCUUGGGAUUUUAUUGCGAGAAUGGUUGAAAACACGCAGCAAUUUGGUUUGAAGGAUGUUGGACAGACGAGCGGAAACAGUAACGACCACUAUAUCCAAUCGAUGCAGCAACAACUUUAUGAGUUGACGAGCUUUGUUCACAAGAUGGUCGUAGAAAAAUCUAACUCGAGUGUCCAGGUCAAAGCGUGUGGAAUAUGCACAAGUGCAAGCCACCCUACGGAUGCAUGCCCGACCCUCCAAGAAGGCUAUGCAGUAGAUGUAAACGCUGCAAACUAUGGUGUUAAUGGACCUCCAGUGUACAACCCGUACUCCAACACCUACAUUCCUAGCUAG
Andrographis paniculata is the source of this 738-nucleotide messenger RNA. RefSeq lists its product as uncharacterized. The record is from RefSeq and is a predicted model, not a curated record. The transcript is spliced from 2 exons. NCBI's taxonomy places the organism in Eukaryota, Viridiplantae, Streptophyta, Magnoliopsida, Lamiales, Acanthaceae. The coding region runs from base 1 to 738 and encodes 245 amino acids.